Vigna angularis (adzuki bean) is the source of this 2809-nucleotide messenger RNA. RefSeq names its product homeobox protein ATH1. Gene Ontology annotation, molecular function: DNA-binding transcription factor activity, RNA polymerase II-specific; RNA polymerase II cis-regulatory region sequence-specific DNA binding. The record is from RefSeq and is a predicted model, not a curated record. The transcript has 6 exons. Lineage: Eukaryota; Viridiplantae; Streptophyta; Magnoliopsida; Fabales; Fabaceae. Bases 952 to 2640 code for a protein of 562 amino acids. Gene Ontology annotation, biological process: regulation of transcription by RNA polymerase II.
GGUAGGAUCAUCCUAGCUACCAAAAAUUGUUCGUCAUGAGAUGGUUUGCUUACAUCACUCUUUGAAUCUCCUCUCCUGUGUCUGGCCACCACAAAACCAAGAAAGGACACUGCCAUGAGACUAAAACAACAGUGUUUCACUUUCCCUGUCCCUCUCUUUUCAUUUGCCUUGUGCGCUUAGUUGUUACAUUCUGACGGAAAAGCUUGCAACCCCAUUUCUUUAUUUACUCUCCUUUCUCCUCACAUUAGCCUUCUCGGAUUAAAAUAGCUAAAAAGCAAAGGGCUUUCUCUGAAAUAUGUUUCUGAGGUUACCUGCCAUGAACAGGAGUUUGAACAGAGAGAAUCCAUAUAUUUUGAUUAUGAUGAUUGCAGGGAAACAGAUAAUAAGGGGUGUUGAGGAGGACAAAAGAGAUCAGAGAGAGCCAAGACAUGGGCCCAGUAAAGCCUGCAACACAAAUGAGUGCCACUGCACCAAACACUGAUGUCUUCACCCUUCUCCUCCAUCUCCCCCUCUUUUCUGCCUCUUUACCUUUCCCUCUUAAUUUAUGGCUUUUUUUUAUUUCCAUUCGUCUCCAACAUCCCCACUUCCUUUUUCAUUCUCUUUUCGACUUUGACUCACUUUUUCCUUUCCAUGCUCUUCUUCUUCAACUUCUUGUCUUUAAUGUGCAAGACUAGAGGAAAGCUUGAUGGGGUCUAAGGAAACGACACUCUUGUUUUGGGCUUUGGACGCUUGAAGAAAAAGAUUUUUCUGUUCAUGCAAAAGAAACCAACACAACUUUCGUGUUGGUAUUGUUUUUUUUUUUUGGCAUGGUGUUCUCCAAAGACAACAUAUAUUGGCAAGGAGUUGUUAAGUGUUACUCCUUUGCAGAUUAAGUGAAGUUUAUCAAAGUAAACCUUUUCUGGAAGACAACUUCUAAAUCAAUAGCCUCAUUUAUUAAUUACUUGUUAUUUGAUGGAGAGAGAUAUGUAUAUCGCUCCACUGGAGAUUUCUGGUCGAGGUGCUACAGUAAUAGAUGAAAUAUCCCAGCAUCCCACCUCAAAUCCUCUCAUUCAGUGCUAUUCACUUGACCUUAACAACCAAUCCCAUAUCAUAAAUGGAAUUUCAAUGCUUUCUGGAGAGCAAGGUGAACCUACAAGUAAUGUCCAUGCUGAUGCUUGCUUCAUUAGUCCAUCAACUAUUGCUGACUCCACUCCAUUAGUUACAUCACGGAGAAAGACUAUUGUGGGAGAUGCCUCAAAUCCCAUGGCGAACUCUGAGUUUCAAGAGCAUUUAGUUGGAGGAGUGCCCCUCACUCCUGCUUCGCUUGCUGCCAUUCUUGCUGAUAGAAUUGGUCUUGAAGAAAAUUUGGAGAAUUCAGCCGCCGCCCUAGCUCCCUCAAUCUUUUCCACGGGGGCACUAGAGGUAUUCUUCAACAAUUUGCAUGGUACUUCAAACCCUUGGUUUGGAACUUUUGAGGAGUGUGCUUACAAUGAAAUUCCUAGUAAGUGGAAUGCUAACAAAUUUCCUAAAGCUCCAGAGAAUGAUGGAACUUGUCAGCCCUAUUCUUCUGUGGCAAACCUGGAUCCAAAUGUAUGGGCAACAUCAAACGUUGCAAACAUGGCCAACUAUGCUCACUAUUCCUCUAAUUUUAGUAAAGAACUUUCUCUGAGUCUUGCAACAUCUACAGCCGCAGGACAGUGCUCAGACGUGACUUGCUCUAAUAUGACCCCGUGCAUGAAUGGAACCAUUUCCUGCAGCAGUAGUAGGGAAAUUUCUAUGAAUUUGGGUGGUAAUAAACAUGCACAAAUUUCACCGGAAGUACUGGAAUCGAGAUACCUUCUUGGGAUUCAAGAGAUACUUGCUCAAAUUGCAAGAUAUUCAUUUCAAAAUCUGGAACAGUUAAACUAUUCAGCCCCUGGUAAUAGAGCAGGUGGACACAAGUCAACUUCAGCGUUUCCACCCAAGAGAAACAUCUUGACAGAUCACAAUGCAAGUUCUGUUUACGAAUCUCAUGCAGAGUCUCCUUUGCAAAGGCAGGCUGCUGAAUCUAAGAAAGCUCAACUGCUGGCACUUCUACAACUGGUGGACAGUCGAUACAGCCAGUGUUUGGAUGAGAUACAUACUGUUGUAUCUGCAUUCCAUGCAGCUACCGAGCUGGACCCACAGAUACAUGCACAUUUUGCUCUUCAAACCAUCUCUGUCCUUUACAAGGACUUACGGGAGAGGAUUAGCAACUACAUUCUUGCCAUGGGAUCAAGUUUCAAAAAAUCGUGCACGGAAGACAGUGAAUGGUCUAUUGAAACUUCAUUCCUUCAAAAGCAAUGGGCUCUCCAGCAGUUGAAAAGAAAAGAUCAGCUGUGGAGGCCCCAGAGAGGCUUGCCGGAAAGAUCUGUCUCGGUUCUACGGGCAUGGAUGUUUCAGAAUUUCCUACACCCGUAUCCGAAAGAUGCAGAGAAGCAUUUACUUGCAGUGAAAAGUGGGUUGACUAGAAGUCAGGUAUCCAACUGGUUUAUAAAUGCUCGUGUGCGGCUGUGGAAACCUAUGAUUGAAGAGAUGUAUGCUGAAAUGAACAAAAGAAAGGCCUGUCGAAAUGAAGAAGAAAUCCAGAAUAACCAUGGGAACAGGAUAAGCAUGAGUAAUCAAAGGUUUAAUGUUAACUAAAGGUGUAACAAAGUCGCAUAACGAUAUAAAGCACCUUUUUCUUUAUUCAAAUAGAAAACAGAACUGAGGCCAAAAUCUGAGCUUAUUGUUUUGCAUGGUAGGUAGGGUAUAUUAUUUAUGAGGAUGUCCUGUCCAUGAAGAAAAUAGAAUGUUAGAAAAUUUCACGACA